GAGCCGCGGCGCGGGGGGAUAGUACGCAUGCGUCGUUUCUUUACAUGGCUAGCGUCCUUAUCCUAGCGGCGGCGGGAGCUGCGGUGGCCGUGCUGCUGGCGCUGCGGCUGUGGGUAGUGCUUCAUUCUCGGGUCCUGGUGCCCCGUCAAUCUCUCAGUCUCUUGGUGGUGGCUGGGUCCGGUGGGCACACCACUGAGAUCCUGAGGCUGCUUGAGAACCUGUCCAAUGCUUACUCUCCUAGACAUUAUAUCAUUGCUGAUAUUGAUGAAAUGAGUGCCCAUAAAAUAAAUUCUUUUGAACUAAAUCGAGCUGAUAGAGACCCCAGUACCAUGCUUCCCGAAUACUACAUUCACCGCAUUCCCAGAAGCCGGGAGGUUCAGCAGUCCUGGCUCUCCACGGUGCUCACCACCCUGUACUCCUUGUGGCUCUCCUUUCCCUUGACUCACAGAGUGAAACCAGAUUUGAUGCCCAAUAAAUGGCAAAGCCGAGAUUCCAGCCGCAGCAGCCUGGCUGGAGGGCGAAGCCUGUUUCCCCGGGUGAGCAGCCUGUGCCGUCACACACGGACCCAUACUCAGGAGGGCCCUGCACUUGCUUUCAUACUCUGCUGUCACGGAUUUCUUAAUGGAUGUGGAACAAGGGACCCGUUCCCCACAAAAUAAUUCGUUGAUCCUGCUUGAGAAUCUGCGCCACUCUGCCAAGUACCAGCAGUACAACCCCGACGGCCAGGCCGGGCUGGGCCGGGCAGCUCCUCAACGAACGGGAGUCCUGUCCCCUUCUGCUAAGCUCUGUCCUUUAACAGCGAGAAGACCCCUCGUAGUGUUUGAGGUGUUCCUUUUCUCCACUUAAAUCUGUUUCGGAAGUAUGAUGUACAUCUAAUAAAUGGUAAGAAAUUAAUGA
Messenger RNA from Callorhinus ursinus (northern fur seal), 897 nucleotides. It is a transcript of the gene ALG14, whose product is annotated as ALG14 UDP-N-acetylglucosaminyltransferase subunit. Gene Ontology annotation, cellular component: UDP-N-acetylglucosamine transferase complex. Gene Ontology annotation, molecular function: N-acetylglucosaminyldiphosphodolichol N-acetylglucosaminyltransferase activity. NCBI's taxonomy places the organism in Eukaryota, Metazoa, Chordata, Mammalia, Carnivora, Otariidae. The record is from RefSeq and is a predicted model, not a curated record. Gene Ontology annotation, biological process: dolichol-linked oligosaccharide biosynthetic process.